UUGGCUCGAGCUCGUGUAUUGUCAUUUUGAAAUAAAAUCAAAAAUAAACUUAAAAUCUCCUUUUUUUAGAUAAAGUCCACAAGAAAUUCAAUAAAUAUGUCCAUGUCAAUGCUGAAAAAAAGUAUGGCAAUUGUCGAAGAGGAUAUGGAAUCAUCUAAGAAAAACAAACAAAAAGAAACCACUGUGAAGAAAAAAGGAUUUAAACCAAAUAAAUUUAGAUAUGAAGAACCUGCAAUCAAAAAGCCUUCUGUUAAGAAAACUAUUAAAGAAAUUCGACAAGAAAUGGAAUCAAGUAGUCAAAGAGCUGAGGAUAAUGUUAAUAAACUUCUUACCUUCACAAAACAUUCAGUCAAAAUCAAAAAUGCAGAAAAGAUUCUUCAACGAAUUCAUAAUGGAAAAUAUGUUGUGAAGAAAGAAGAACCUGUCGUGGAACAAGAAUCUAUCUUCACUGAAGAAGAUUUCGCUAACUUUGAAAAGGAACUCGCUAAUACUAUUUAAGCAUAAAUAUGUAUUAUAAUUAUUUAAUUUAAGCAGACAAUACUGUUUACAGUUUAAAUUAAACAAACAAACUUUUGAAAAGUAAUAUAAAUAAUGUAAAAAUGUAUAGUUUAUCAUUUUUUAUAUUUCUUUUAUAUUUUAGUACAAAAUAUACACAAAUUUAAAGUUUAACAACAA
Molecule: messenger RNA, 675 nt
Organism: Eupeodes corollae
Lineage: Eukaryota; Metazoa; Arthropoda; Insecta; Diptera; Syrphidae
Exons: 4
Coding region: 97-498 (133 amino acids)
Source: RefSeq, a predicted model, not a curated record